GUUAUUAAAGUAAGACUUAUCUGGUAGGAUUACGCAGCGGAGAUUUAGAUUACUCAGCAGAUUCAUGAAUAAAAUAUACUCACGGUGCUCAUCUGACACUGGUUGCGAAAGUGGCAGACAUUGAAGAUGAUGCUGAUGCUGAGAAAUUGAAUGACUGUGGGGUACCCCACUUAUAUUUCCAACGCUAUUUUCAUAUAAAAUAGAUCACGGGUACACAAAUAAAACCACCAUCACCAUCACCAUCACCAUCACCAUGACUAAACUAAUAAUAAUCAUGGGAGUCACCGGUAACCAAGGACAUUCCGUCGCCCAAAAAUUCCUCCAAGACCCCAACUACAAAGUCCGCGGCCUAACUCGAAACCCUUCUUCUGCCACAUCACAAUCACUCUCCGCUCAAGGCGUCGAAAUCAUUAAAGCGGAUCUAGACGACGUAACAUCACUAAUCUCCGCUUUUCAAGGCGCAAACCUCAUAUUCAGCGUGACAAACUACUGGGAACCAUUUUUCCGACCCGACAGUCGACAACAGGCUCAGGAGCGUGGAAUCUCGUGUCGAAAAUAUGCCUAUCAAGUUGAGUAUCAACAGGGGAAGAAUAUAGCCGAUGCGGCUGCUCAUCCGAGUGUGAUUUCUGGACUUGAUGCCAAUGGAUUUGUUGCGAGUACGUUGAGUCAUGCGGGGAAAAGUAGUGGUGGGAAAUUUACGGAGGUGUAUCAUCAUGAUGCGAAGGCUGAUGUGUUUCCUUAUUAUGUGAGGGAGAGGUAUGGAGAGGAGGGGGGAUUGGCGGGGAAGAUGAGUUGUGUUAUGACGGGGUAUUUUACAAGUAGUUAUAAAUUGGCUAUGAAAAGUUAUUUGGGAAAGGUUUGUUUCUUCUUUCGUUCAUUCAUUUAGAUAUUAGGGUUAUGGGAUUUUCAAGAUUACUUCGUUUUGAUAUCUUAAUCGUCUAUAUUAGGUAACAUGGAGAGGAAAACCCAUCAGCUAAUCCGAAUGAUAUCAAGCGACUCGAUGGGAGCUUUCAAAUGAGUUUCCCCACGAACCCGGAUAAAGCAGUUCCUCAUCUUUCCGUAAACUCCGACCUCGGUUCCUUCAUCUACGCCGUCUCUCAGCUUUCGCCUGGUAGGAGUUACAUGGCAUGCGGUAGCAAUUGUUCCUGGAGCGAAUACAUUCGUUUAUGGAGCGAAAUCACCGGAAAACCUGCUAGGUAUAAGCAGUGUACGGAAGAAGAUUUCGUCGGUAGAGAGGAAGAUAGGGAUUUCGGGGAGGAAUUGUAUGCUAUGUUUGCUUAUUCUAGCGAUCCGGGAUAUGAUGGAGGUGAUAAGAGUUUGUGGAUGAGGGAGGAUAUUGAGAAGGUAUGUUGAACUUUUUGCGUUGGUGGAAAUAGGGAGAUGGAGCUGAUUAAAAUUCUGUAGGCUGGGGUUGAAUGCCCCAUGACGAGUUUGGAGGAGUGGAUGAGGAAAGAGGAUUGGACUGCUGUGUUUGAGCAGUAGAGAGUCCAGGGUACAUCUGGUUAUUCCCAGUAAGGAGAGACUGAAUGGGAAGUUAAUGUCA
Sclerotinia trifoliorum is the source of this 1543-nucleotide messenger RNA. The record is from the annotation of a GenBank genome assembly. NCBI's taxonomy places the organism in Eukaryota, Fungi, Ascomycota, Leotiomycetes, Helotiales, Sclerotiniaceae.